UGCAGAAUUACAGGAACAAAUGACCAACAAAAUUUAAUUAGACAAUUGACUCUGGACGCUGAGGAGCUCAUGGCUUCCUAUCCCCUAUAAACCAUAUUCUGUGAGUGGAAUGUUGCAAUAUAUGGCGCAGAAUACCAAAUGAGUAGCAGCAGCAUAGGUUCUUUAAACAUUACGCACAAUGAUUGGAUAACUCAAUCGCGCACUGGGCUUAAGUAUUCCACCAAAUCAAUCAAGGACGGAAGUGGAAAGAUGGGCAGGGAGCAGUGCUAUCAAGCAAUGACGACCAUCAAAAAAUGUAUGGCGACGAGGCAUUUAAAUAGUUCGACGAAGGAUCAACUGAGAUAUGCUUAUAGUAAACUCGGUCGUUUAUAUUACUUUUUGGCAAGUAAUAACCCUGAGAAUUGGAUAUCUGCACAGCUUGGGCCCCUAUUCGACGAAGCCUAUGAUGGCUUUUCUGAGGUCCUUUGUCUCUUGAGAGAUCAAGAUCUGGCUAGUGACACUGACACAAUCAGAAUCAUUUCAGAGAAGCUGCAAAUAGUUUACCCCGAGAGUACUGCUGAUCGAAUCUGUCCUUCAAAACAAUCAAGAUCAGUCAUUAGCAGACAAGUCACUAUGGAGAUGGUGAAUUACGUCGCAGGUGGCCUUUCUGCUGUUCAUAAGCUGAUACCGUGUAUUACUAGAUAUCUUCCAGUUGCAUUGCUCCUGGAUAAGCUGAAAUAUCUAAGAACCCUCCUCAGCUUAACUGCAGAGCGGUGCAUUGAGCAUGAGAAAAUGAAGGAUCUCUUCAUCUUCGCUGAGGAUGUACUUUACACUGCCGCAUACCAAUCUAUCUUAUGUUGGAAGAUGGAUGAAGAGUCCCAGCCACGUGUCGUAGGCUCAAGUGUGAAUCUUGAGCCUGACUUCACGCCCAACUUCUCUGAAUUGCUGGAGAGGAUGAAUCUCAUUGAGCCUGAAUGGAGGCAGCUUUGUAUCAGUGUCUUGAAACCGUCAUAUUCAUCAGUAUCUAAAGUGAAGGAUCUAAGCUUUUCCACUCGGGUCACCUUGUUUGUUAACUUUCUCAAAAAGGAUCUGGAAGAGCUUCUAAGUCUUGAUGAAGUUGCCUUUCCUGAUGGAUUGCAAUGGCUCCAACAUGGACUUGAUAACCUUUCUGAAUUUCCGGGGAAAUUAAACGAGGCUUAUAAACAAGAUGAUCCUCUUUUAAUAUCAUACCCGCAAGCUCUGGCCAUUGAGGCUGCAAUUACAAUCUACUCCUUGUAUGAUGUGAAUUUGACGAAUAAUACUGAAAUAGACAAUGCGCUUCUUCCUUUGCAAGCCAAGUUCAGUCAUCUUGACGUAGAGAUCAUUCUGUUACAGAAACUAAGCUCAGAAAACAGCAUGAAAUACUAUUUUCUGGAAGAGCUGAUUUUCAUGAGAACUUUUCUCAUGGAUACAUUGGACCAGUGCAAAGAGCAGAUUCAGAUAUCCAACGUCUUGCCCUUAGUUCUAUCUGUGAACAGUGAUGCAGGGUCACUCAUUAAUUCGCCUUCUCGUGAUUCAAAGGAAGGAGAGUCGGCCAGGGGAAUUAAUCUCUUGCAUUUUCAAUUGCUUCUUAAAUUCAAGUUUAUUAAGGCAGCAAUUCGACAGAUCAUUUCUGCACCAGAGCGUCCUAUGAUAAAUCUGCUCAACUUUCUUCCUACUAAAUUUGAGGCCAUUGAUUCUUAUUUCACCAUGCUGAUAUCGUCAAAGACAUAUGAUAGCCCCAAGAUGGAUGAGGUUUUCAUGAGGUUUCAUGAAUAUAUUCUUGAAAAUCUGCUACUAGAGGAUGAAGCCAAUCUCAAACUUACUGAUACAGACAAGUUUAAGAGGUUUCAUCACGGGUUGCUUCUCUUGGUAACAUUUCUUGUCGAUCCCCCAAUUCAAUACAUUGACUGCAAGAAGCAAAAUUGUCUCCUGACAGAACUCGGAACUAUAGCAAUAGAGGCCGAAGCUGCUAUCAGUUUAUCUGAUGAGGAUGCUUUGGAUAGGAGCAAAAAUGGGAAAGUCAGUCUUUUGCUUCAGCUUGUGACUGUGGCUUUCAAGCUGUUCAAGUGGGAGGGAAAGUUAACGGAUAUACUAAAGCACAAAACCACUUUAGAGUCUCAAUUUCUGGAUCUGGUGGAAAAUGCACAUGAAGAACUUAUUUUCCUUAGAGCCUUUCUCAUGGAUCUUCUCAGGCAUCACAGAGAGCUUAACCAGUUUGAGGAUUUCUUAAUGAAUGCUGAAGUGGCUGCCGACAAGGCAGCAUUGAUUAGCAGUUACAGUUAUGAAAGCAGCUAUGGCGAAAUGAGUCUUUCAAUAUCUGAUUUCCUCAAAGAGAUCAAGUCUGUCAAUUCAGAGACCAGAGAGCUAUGCUUUCGGUUGCUGGAUGAAUCAGUCUCCUGCAUUACUAUCUCAGAUCUGAAAUGCCUUAUGAACAUGUUAUUCGACAUGCUGAACCACCUGAAUUCUUUGUGUGAAAUGAACUCUUUCGUGAGGAAUCGAAUCCCAGUAGUACAAGAGAAAUUGAAGUGCCUUGAUGAUAUUUUUCAGAAGCGCAAUAUGUAUAGAGAAGUCAAAGACCUUAUGGAAUGUGUUCUAAACGUCGCCUAUGAGGAAAAGUAUGUCAUUUUCUUCUCUGUCAGUGGUGAUAGUCGUGCUUGGUUUCACAUGUUAUACCUCUCUGAUGUCAGAAAAGUGCUUAAUUUUGUUGAGGCAGAGGUUAAAACUGUUUGUUCUAAAUUUCCAACUAUGAUACGCCUUUGCUUCCCGAACACCAGUGGAUUAGGAUUUCUCAAUUGUUUCUUGGGAAAAUUGGAGGAACUGUUACAGUCUAAGCUCGAGCUAGUUACCCAUCUGAAGCCUCAGAUUGUAUCAGUCAAGGAGGAAUUAUUGUGUUUAAGUUUGUUUUUCAAUCAUUUGGCAGAAAACUAUGAUGAGCAGGAUGAAGUUCAUGAUCAUAUAACUAAUGCUACUGAAACGGCGUACAAGGCCGAGUAUGUCAUUGACUCUUGCUUGGCCGGUUCUUACCCACUGUGGUACAAAGUUCAUUGGAUAACUGAAGUUGUUGAGAAUAUUAAGCUUGUCAAUAAAGAUGUUAGUGAGAACUGUAAAAGAAAGAAGAUUGACAUGAACCAAGCUGCAAAAGGUUCCACCAAUCCUGUCCCCCCAUCAAUAUCAGCUAUUACUGCCGGAGCAAAUGAAGAAAUGGUGGGUUUUCAAGAUGUGAUGGACAAAUUAAAACUACAGCUACUCGGAGGAUCGGAUCAGCUAGAUGUUAUCUCGAUAUAUGGUAUGCCUGGAAAUGGCAAAACCACUCUUGCAAAGAAGAUUUACAAUGAUCCGGCAGUUGGCUCUCACUUUGAUGUUCGUGCUAUGUGUUACGUGACUCAAGUAUAUUCACGGAGAGAGUUGUUGCUUGAUAUUUUGAAGGAUGUUCAUGGACCUGCUGAAUGCACUAAAAAAGAAGAUGGAGAAUUAGCUAAUGAGCUGCGUCGAUAUCUGUUGACCAAGAGAUUCUUAAUUCUCAUUGACGAUGUGUGGGACACAGCAGCAUGGGACGAUUUGCACCUGUGCUUUCAAGGUUCUCAGAAUAGGAGUAGAGUUAUUCUGACAACCAGGCUGUAUGAAGUUGCCGAUUAUGCUAAGUGUAAAAGCGAUCCCCAUCAUCUGCGCUUAUUCACAGAUGAUGAGAGUUGGAUGUUAUUAAAGGAAGAGGUGUUUCGAGGGGAGAUCUGCCCACCCGAACUUGGAGAAGUGGGAUUACGAAUAGCAAAAAGUUGCGGAGGGCUGCCACUCUCUGUUGUCUUAGUAGCUGGUGUUCUCAAAGAGAAAAAGAAGAAAGCAUAUUCGUGGAAAAAAGUUGAAGAAAGUCUAGGUUCACACAGCUUUGGUAGCUCAGAAAAGGGCAUGUCUAUAAUUGGUUUCAGUUACAAGAAUUUACCACACCGUCUGAAAACUUGUUUCCUCUAUUUUGGAGGAUUUUUGAGGGGCAAGCAUAUUCCUGUCUCUAAAUUGUCACGGGUGUGGUUAGCAGAAGGAUUUCUAGAAGAAGACAGUAAGGAAAAAGGAUCGGAAGAGGCUGCCCAAGAUUACCUGCAAGAUCUUACUAGAAGAAAUUUGGUAACGGAUAUGAAGAAGAAAUCCAAUGGAAAACUGAAAACAUGUCGCGUUCACGAUCUGUUGCACCAGUUCUGUGUGGAAAAGGCCAAACAAGAUAAUUUCCUGCUCUGGAUUCAUAGAGACCAAUGUGCGGAUUCUACUUUCUAUCCUGAAAUACCUAAGGAAUACCGCUUGUCUGUAUAUUCUAAACGGGAUGAGCUUGCUCAGUUGCUGACGUCUGGCUCAAGCACUCGUUCUUUACUAUUCAAUGCCAACAAUAAUGUUGAUUCUUCCAUCUUUAGCUACUUCAAGCUUGUUAAAGUGUUGGAUAUGGAAUCCAUUUACAUUGGUAAUACUUUUCCUAGUGAAAUAAUAUCACUAAUUCAUUUGAGGUACUUUGCUGCUCGGACGGGUGCAGAUUCAAUUCCUUCGUCUGUAGCAAACCUUUGGAAUCUUGAAACUUUCAUUGUUAAAGGAUUGCGCGGAGAGUUGAAGUUACCUCAUUCACUUUUGAAGAUGUUUAAAUUGAGGCAUAUACAUGUAAAUAGCCGUGCGUCAUUCAGCUUGGACGAUGACAUGUUUGAGUCACUUGAUAACUCAGGGUUAGUUAAUUUGGAAACCUUUUCCACUCCAUGUCUCUCUUAUGGUGAAGAUGCAGAGAAGAUAUUGAGAAGCAUGCCAAAUUUGAGAAAACUGAGAUGCAUAUUUCAGGGAUCGUCAACGAAAAUGACAGGAAACUGUGUUCUUUUUCCCAGAUUAGACUUUUUACAUCAGCUUGAAUCUCUAAAGCUUCUUUCCAACAGUUAUCCAGCUAAACAACCUCACGAAUUCAAUUUCCCCUCAAAACUAAGGGAAUUGACUCUGUCAAAUUUUCGUCUACCUUGGAACCAAAUUUCAGCCGUUAGUGAACUGCCCAACUUGGAGAUUCUAAAGUUACUUUUCAGAGCCUUUGAUGGGAAUCUAUGGGAAGUCAAAGAUUCGGACUUCCCUGAACUCAAAUACUUAAAAUUGGACAGCCUCAACAUUGUACAGUGGUCCGUCUCUGAUGAGGCUUUUCCUCAGCUUGAGCGUUUGGUUUUAACGAAAUGUAAGAGGCUCGAGAAAAUCCCUCCUCAUUUUGAGGAUGCUGUUUCCCUAAAAAUCAUUGAAGUAAGCUGGUGCAACCGGUCUGUGGACAAUUCAGCCCAGGAAAUUCAAGAAACCCAACAUGACAUGCAAAAUCAUGCCUUCACAGUUACAAUACAGCUUUCAGAUUGGGCCACAAGAUAUCCUCGAUUCUUACCUGAUAUUCCCACUAGCAGUUCAGGAGGCCAGCCUAGCGGACCGUAGGGUUGACCCAAUCAGACAGUGGUGAGCCGGCCAUAUUCGAGCUCCUAUGGUGGUUUUCUUCUAGAGAGUCUUAAUAUGCGGGGCCUGUUCCGUAGUACUCUUUAGAUAUUUCCAUGACAUUAUGAUGCAUCAGUUCAGACUAGCACCUUUGGGGUUUUCAGACAUUUAUGUUUUAGUUUAUUGGGUACAUUAGACUUACACUAUUCAGAUGUUUGAAUAAAUUUCCUAGACACUUAUUAUGCCUGUUUAAGCUAAGUAGAUAAUGGGUUCGCGGUAAUUGGGGCCUUAGGAUUUGGGCCGUGACAAUG
Molecule: messenger RNA, 5732 nt
Organism: Nicotiana tabacum (common tobacco)
Lineage: Eukaryota; Viridiplantae; Streptophyta; Magnoliopsida; Solanales; Solanaceae
Product: putative late blight resistance protein homolog R1B-12
Biological process (GO): defense response to other organism
Molecular function (GO): ADP binding
Source: RefSeq, a predicted model, not a curated record